CCAAAACAUUACCCUAAUAGAGCAACUCCAACUGGAAGGAAGGGUUUCAUCACUGUGGCAAUAAUCUGAAGCGCAGUCAUGGACGAGACCCAACUCCUAUGCGAGGCGUCGAGGAACGGCGACUUAGACAAGGUCAUAGCUCUCAUAAACUGCGGGGCUGAUGUUUCCUACUUUGGCAACGAUGGCUUCACUCCGCUCAUGCACGGGGCCAAGUUCGGUCACGCCGCCGUAGUCAAGGUCCUUCUGGAAGCCGGUGCUCCCUGGAAUGCACUCUCUCCUUCUAAUCUCUCCGCGGGUGAUUUAGCCAUGGAGGAAGGUCACCAGGAGGCCUUUGAAAUUCUCCUCAACGCUGGAAUUCAAUCUGAGUUGAUCUUAGGAACCAUUGCAAGGAAAGCGAAUGAAAAUGUCCAUGGAGAUUACUUGGAAGAUCGGGUUACCUUCAGCGAGGAUAAGCUGAUGGACUCUGAUAGCAAAGCUGUCAUGAUGGCUUGGGAGAAACCACUGAUGGAAGCACAUGCUAAGGCCGUUUGCUCUGGAGGUGGCCACAUACUUAACAUUGGAUUUGGAAUGGGCCUUGUGGAUACAGCCAUUCAACAAUACAGUCCAGCGACGCACACAAUAAUUGAGGCGCAUCCAGAGGUUUAUAAACGUAUGCUUGAUACUGGUUGGGGUGACAAAGAUAAUGUAAAGAUAAUAUUUGGCCGGUGGCAAGAUGUUCUUUCCCAGCUUGAAACUUAUGACGGUAUUUUCUUUGAUACAUAUGGGGAGCAUUAUGAGGAUCUGAGAGAGUUCCACCAACACCUUCCUGUGUUAUUAAAGCCUGGAGGAAUAUACUCAUUCUUUAAUGGACUUUGCGGAGGUAAUGCAUUUUUCCAUGUUGUUUACUGUAAUUUAGUUUCGCUAGAACUUGAGAAUUUGGGCUACCACACUCAGUUAAUUCCCUUGCCUGUUAAGGAUUGUUUGGGGGAAAAGGUUUGGGAAGGUGUGAGACAAAAGUAUUGGCAACUUGAUACAUAUUACCUCCCUUUCUGUCAGUCUGUACAAGAUUCUGAAUGAUGUUCUAAUUGUGCCACCACUUUUCUCCUCUUUAAGAUACUUAUUAAGGAUAAUGAAUUAUAUUUGGUGAUUCUGUA
This is a messenger RNA of Manihot esculenta (cassava), 1133 nucleotides long. Its product is annotated as protein arginine N-methyltransferase 2. Gene Ontology annotation, cellular component: cytoplasm; nucleus. The coding region runs from base 79 to 1056 and encodes 325 amino acids. The transcript has 3 exons. Lineage: Eukaryota; Viridiplantae; Streptophyta; Magnoliopsida; Malpighiales; Euphorbiaceae. Gene Ontology annotation, molecular function: protein-arginine N-methyltransferase activity; protein binding. The record is from RefSeq and is a predicted model, not a curated record.